This is a messenger RNA of Neopsephotus bourkii (Bourke's parrot), 1359 nucleotides long. RefSeq names its product V-set and immunoglobulin domain containing 8 (gene VSIG8). NCBI's taxonomy places the organism in Eukaryota, Metazoa, Chordata, Aves, Psittaciformes, Psittacidae. The transcript is spliced from 6 exons. The coding region runs from base 244 to 1359 and encodes 371 amino acids. Gene Ontology annotation, cellular component: intracellular anatomical structure. The record is from RefSeq and is a predicted model, not a curated record.
CUGCAUCCCUAUAGAUGGGCUCCCACACCACGGCCACGGUUAAUUAGGGGGUAGGGAGUGGAGCAGGGCGGCAGCGCUCACGCACAGCUUGGAGCCACUCAGUCAUCCCAAAGGCAUCCUCCCUACAGGGAGGAGCGCCCCGGCCCAGCAUGUAAAAGCGGCCCCGAGCGGCCCCGCUGCCCCGUCUCCGCGGAGCUGCCGCCUGCUCCCGCUCCUCCUCAGCACCCGCACGGCUGCAGCGUCAUGGCAGGGCCCGGCGCCAGCCUGCUCCUGCUCCUGGCUCUCAUGCCAGCUCUCCUCCUGGCCGUCAGGAUCAACAGCAAGGGCAGGGAGGUGCUGUACCUGGCCAAGGGUGACUCGGUGAAGCUGGGCUGUCCCUAUGUGCUCGAACCCGAAGACAACGGUCCCCAGGGCGUGGGCAUCGAGUGGAUCCAGAUCACGCCCGAGCGCACCAACCCCGAGAACGUGUUCCUGUCCUACCAAGACCACCACGUGAACUACGGCAGCGGCUCGGGGCUGCAGGACCGCGUCGCCUUCGUGCAGACCGACCCCAGCCAGCACGAUGCCUCCAUCCGCCUGGCCGACCUGCAGGUCUCCGACACCGGCACCUACCAGUGCCGCGUGAAGAAGAACACCGUGGCCGUGCAUGAGGUCAUCGUCACCGUGCAGGGUCAGUGUGUGUGUGUGUCCGUCCCCCCUUUCCAUGUCCCCUUCCCCAUGGGUCCCCGUUGGCCCCAUAGUGACCGGGUCCCUGUCCCCGCAGAGAAACCGGUUACCCCGCAGUGCUGGACCGAGGGGGAGCAGAUCGAGGGCGGCAGCGUCCUGCUGCGGUGCUACAGCCGCGGGGGCAGCUCCCCGCUCGCCUAUCAAUGGGCUAAGCUGGCGGACGGAUACGGCGGGGGCCGCCUGCCCUCCGGUACUAUCCAAGGACGAGCUCCGGGGGACCUGUUCAUCCGCAGCCUCUCCGAGGCUCACGCCGGCGUCUACCAGUGCCGCGUCACCAACCGCGUGGGGUACUCGGUGUGCCAGCUCAACCUGAGCCCGGCUGCAAGAGGGCGGCAAGCGGGCAUCAUCGUGGGCUCCAUCCUGGGCUCGCUGCUGCUCCUGAGCCUCCCCGCGCUGCUCAUCUGGGCGCUGAUCUGCCGCUACCGUCGGAAGGAAUGCCAGCGAGCCUGCAGCGACUGCCGGAGCAGCACCGGCGGCACCAUGACCCGACCCUGCAACGUCUGCGCCCACCACAGCUACUCGCCCCACGGCAUCAGCUACAUGCAGUGCCAGCACGGCGACGGCGACGAGCGGGCGGCCGCUCUCAUCUGCAAUGAGGGCAUCCGGCACCAAGUCACCUGCCCGGCGCUGUAA